Molecule: messenger RNA, 1245 nt
Organism: Pistacia vera
Lineage: Eukaryota; Viridiplantae; Streptophyta; Magnoliopsida; Sapindales; Anacardiaceae
Exons: 5
Coding region: 1-1245 (414 amino acids)
Biological process (GO): cytoplasmic translation
Cellular component (GO): cytosolic large ribosomal subunit; ribosome
Molecular function (GO): structural constituent of ribosome
Source: RefSeq, a predicted model, not a curated record
AUGACUUUUACAAGAUUCUUUUAUGAUGCUUGCAUCUCAAUUAAUGCUGUAAAUUCAAUUUAUCUUCAACCUUUGGUGGAUGCUAUAUCUGCAAUUGGGCCUGAGUAUAAACACCCAAAUUAUCAUGGUUUACGUGUCAAUUUGUUAAGAGAUGCUAAGAAGGAAGUGCAACUUCUUGUUGAUAGUUACAGAAAGAUUUGGGAAAAUGUUGGAUGUACCUUAAUGAUUGAUGGUUGGAUUGAUAAUUCACAUAGGUCAUCGAUCAAUUUUAUGGUGUAUUUUCCUAAGGGAGUUUGUUUUGUGAAAUCAAUUGAUGCUUCAGAUGUUGUGAAGGAUGCUGGGGCAUUGUUGAAGAUGUUUGAGGAGGUAGAUUUAUGGAUUGGGCCAAAUAGUAUUGUCCAUUUUGUCUCAGACAAUGGAUCCAAUUAUAAAGUUGUUGGAAGAAUGUUGUCUGAGAAAUAUCCGAGUAUUACUUGGUCACCCUGGGCUGCACAAAGCAUAAAUUUGGUGUUAAAAGACAUAGCUGAGAUGGAUCACAUAGUUUAUCUUGCGAGACAUGCUUCUGAGGUGACGAAAUUUAUAUAUAAUCAUACAUUCUUGAUAGCUUGGUUGAGGAAAAGACAGGGUUGGAAAGAAAUUGUUCGUCCGGACGCAACCCGUUUUGCUACAACUUUCAUUACAAUGAGAAGCCUUCAUGAGCACAAACAUGACUUGCAAGCCAUGGUGACAGAUAGAUCAUUUGUUGAUUCUCGAUAUGCAAAAAGUAAUAAAGACAAACAUGUUAUUGACAUAAUUCUAGAUAACGAUUUUGGGGAUGAUAUGGGUAAGAUAUCCAAAGUUGUGAGUCCAUUGAUGCGCUUGUUGCGGAUUGUUGACUCAGAUGAGAAGCCAACAAUAGGAUAUGUGUAUGAUGGCAUGAGGUGUUACAAGAGAAUAAGUUUUGAUCCUAUUGAUUAUGAAAGUAUCAACAAAACUGAAGAAUACGAGCAAGAGGUGCAUUUUGUGAGGAAUGUCAUAAGGGCAAGUGAAUAUUGUAAUUUUAAAACAAGCAAGAGGGUACAUUUUGCGAGGAAUGUCAUAAGGGAAGUUGCGGGUUUUGCUCCCUAUGAGAAGAGGAUCACUGAGCUUCUGAAGGUAGGAAAAGAUAAGCGUGCACUUAAGGUGGCUAAGAGAAAGUUGGGCACCCACAAGAGAGUGAAGAAGAAGAGAGAGGAGAUGUCCAAUGUUCUCCGCAAAAUGAGGUGA